Molecule: messenger RNA, 972 nt
Organism: Pipistrellus nathusii (Nathusius's pipistrelle)
Lineage: Eukaryota; Metazoa; Chordata; Mammalia; Chiroptera; Vespertilionidae
Source: the annotation of a GenBank genome assembly
AUGAGCGCGGCGCACGGCGGGUCGGUGCGGACGCUGCGGGUGCCGGGCCGCCACGGCUACGCCGCCGAGUUCUCCCCGUACCUGCCCGGCCGCCUGGCCUGCGCCGCCGCGCAGCACUACGGAAUCGCGGGCUGUGGAACUCUGCUAAUAUUGGAUCAAGAUGAAUCUGGGCUUAGGAUUUUUAGAAGCUUUGACUGGAACGAUGGUUUGUUUGACGUGACCUGGAGUGAGAACAACGAACACGUCCUGGUCACGUGUAGUGGGGAUGGCUCGCUGCAGCUCUGGGACACUGCCAAGCCCGCAGGGCCACUGCAGGUCUACAAGGAACACACUCAGGAGGUAUAUAGUGUUGAUUGGAGCCAAACCAGAGGCGAACACCUUGUGGUAUCUGGUUCAUGGGAUCAAACCAUCAAACUGUGGGAUCCAAAUGUUGGCAAGUCUCUAUGCACCUUUAGAGGCCAUGAAAGUGUCAUUUAUAGCACAAUCUGGUCUCCCCACAUGCCUGGCUGCUUUGCUUCAGCCUCAGGUGACCAGACUCUGAGGAUUUGGGAUGUGAAGGCAGCAGGAGUCAGAAUCGUGGUUCCAGCACAUCAGGCAGAAGUUUUGAGUUGCGACUGGUGUAAAUACAAUGAGAAUUUGCUGGUGACGGGGGCAGUUGACUGUAGUUUGAGGGGCUGGGACUUGAGGAAUGUUCGACAACCAGUGUUUGAACUGCUUGGUCACACCUAUGCUAUCAGGAGAGUGAAAUUUUCACCGUUUCAUUCUUCUGUGCUGGCCUCUUGCUCCUAUGACUUUACUGUAAGAUUCUGGAACUUUUCAAAGCCUGACCCUCUUCUUGAAAUAGUGGACCAUCAUACAGAGUUUACCUGUGGUUUAGAUUUAAGUCUUCAGAGCCCUACGCAGGUGGCUGACUGUGCUUGGGAUGAAACGAUAAAGAUAUACGAUCCUGUUUGUCUUACUUUGCCUGCUUGA